GGAGGGAGCAUAUUCGCAUGAACAUACUAUUUGAGUGAAAUUCAUUUGUAAAGAAAACUCCGAGAUAAUCAAAUUGUCCUUUUCAAGAACAUUAUCUCUGUUGUUUCCGAGGUGGCAGGAUUCGAUUGGUUAUUAGCCACCGUUCGCGUCUGGUUCAAAUUUAGAACGAUGAAGGUAAUCUAAGGGAGGCAACCAACAUCAGAAAGGGACCGAUAAUGGUAGGUGUUGGGUAUGUUUGUGCUCUCGUUGAUGGGCCUGCCGCCUCCUCCAAUGCCUUUCUUGGCACGCCUUUCCAGUGCAGGUUUUCUGGAAGGAACUUGACAAAAAAACAGAAAUUAUCAGAAGCGUCUAGAUUCUCACAUUUGAACAGAACUUUGGAUAUCAGAGCUGAAGUGAAAUUUGUAAAUCCAGAUGAAGCUAAAAAACUUGUUACAGAAGAGGGUUAUACCAUUUUGGAUAUCCGUGACAAGACGCAAUAUGAUCGCGCCCACAUCAAAUCGUGUUAUCAUGCUCCUCUCUUUAUAGAAAACAAUGACAGUGACCUUGGUACAAUUUUUAAACGCACUAUGCACAAUAACUUUGCUGGACUCUUGUAUGGACUGUCGUUCACUAAACUCAAUUCUGAUUUUGUCCCUGAGGUACAGCAGCAGUUUCCACCAGAUAGCAAACUAUUAUUGGUCUGUCAGGAAGGCCUCAGAUCAGGUGUUGCAACAAAGGAGUUAGAAGCAGCAGGAUAUCAAAACCUUGCCUAUAUUACAUCAGGUCUCCAAUCAGUGAAACCGGGUACAUUUGAGAAGGAAGGACUAAAGGAACUACAAGAUGCAGGCAAAGCAGGUCUAGUUACAAUUCAGGGGAAGGUAUCAGCUAUUCUAGGCACUGUUCUUGUUAUUGUAUUAUUUUUCACAAUUAUUUUCCCCGAUCAGGCAGAGAAGCUUCUACAGAUGAGCCAUUUGGUGGAGCCAAACUCUCAGUAACAUGUGGAGUAAAUGUUGAAAGACAAAGCAUUGGCUUUGAUUUUUGGAUUGUAAAAUAAUUUUUUUGGAACUCAUUGAUAUUUGUUGAUAGCAAGCAUGUAAUGUAACUUUGAAGAAAUAUGAUUUAGUGCAAUGUUUUGGGGAUUGAAUGUACAGUGUUAUCUUUCCUCUGAAAUUAGCAGAAAGUAGUUGAAACUAACUA
Cryptomeria japonica (Japanese cedar) is the source of this 1176-nucleotide messenger RNA. Its product is annotated as rhodanese-like domain-containing protein 9, chloroplastic. The coding region runs from base 216 to 974 and encodes 252 amino acids. The record is from RefSeq and is a predicted model, not a curated record. The transcript has 7 exons. Gene Ontology annotation, cellular component: chloroplast. Lineage: Eukaryota; Viridiplantae; Streptophyta; Pinopsida; Cupressales; Cupressaceae.